This is a messenger RNA of Komagataella phaffii GS115, 1986 nucleotides long. RefSeq names its product Leucyl aminopeptidase (leukotriene A4 hydrolase) with epoxide hydrolase activity. The coding region runs from base 1 to 1986 and encodes 661 amino acids. The transcript has a single exon. Gene Ontology annotation, molecular function: zinc ion binding; aminopeptidase activity; epoxide hydrolase activity. NCBI's taxonomy places the organism in Eukaryota, Fungi, Ascomycota, Pichiomycetes, Pichiales, Pichiaceae. The record is from RefSeq and is a predicted model, not a curated record. Gene Ontology annotation, biological process: proteolysis. Gene Ontology annotation, cellular component: cytosol.
AUGCGUUCUUUCUUCGUUCUCACGUACAGAUUGUCCAGAAGAACAUUUAUCUCCGCACCAGGCAAUUGUAAUCAAAGGCUCUUCAUGUCCUCAUUAAGCCAUAUUUCACCCAAAUUGAGGGAUAUCAUUGGUUCUCGUUUGCCCAAGGUGUUUCCUGAGGUGGAUGCCUCUACAAACUCCAAUUAUCGUCAUUUUGAGGUCAAGGCAACUGACUUGUACUUGGAUGUCAACUUUGAAAAGAGCACCGUUACUGGUGAGGUCAAGUAUCAGCUACACGUUAAGGAUGACGCUGAGAGCAUAAUCCUGGAUACUUCUUUUUUAAACGUGAAGCAGGUAACUAUCGACAACAAAGAGGUUGAAUUUGAAAUUGAGCCCAGGAAGGAACCUUUGGGAUCCCCCCUGGUAAUUAAACAAGCAGUCAAGAAGGCUCAGCAACUGCUGCUGACCUCCAAAUUUGAGACCACUGACAAAUGCACGGCUUUACAAUGGUGCGACCCAGAGCAAACUGAUGGCGGUGAUCACCCAUACUUGUAUUCUCAAGGAGAGCCAAUUCACAUUCGUUCGUUGUUCCCUUGUUUUGACACCCCGUCAAUAAAGUCACCUUUUACAUUCAGGGUCAAAUCUCCUCUAUACACUCUACUGUCUGGAAAGACUUACAAGCAAGAGGGAGAUGUUUAUUACGCCAAGCAACCCAUUCCAAUUCCUGUGUACCUUGUAUCAAUUGCAUCAGGAAACUUGGUUGGAGCUGAUGUUGGCCCCCGUUCCAAAGUCUACGCUGAGCCUAUUGCAAUAGAUGCUUGCCAGAAGGAGCUCAAAGAUGAUAUCGAAGACUUUAUUCAAACAGCUGAAGGCUUAGUCUUUAAGUACGAGUGGGCUAAGUAUGAUCUUUUGGUGUUAAUCAAAUCCAUGCCCUUUGGUGGUAUGGAGAAUUGCGAAAUCUCUCACAUCAAUCCUACUUGUAUCACUGGUGAUAAACAGAAUAUUGAUGUUAUUGCUCAUGAACUGGCACACUCUUGGUCUGGAAACUUAGUAACAAACUGCUCAUGGGACCAUUUCUGGUUGAACGAGGGAUGGACUGUUUACUUGGAGAGACGUAUCGUUGGUGUUUUGCACGGAGAACCAAGCAGGCAUUUUAGUGCUAUUAUUGGAUGGUCUGAUCUAGAAUACUCAAUCAAGUCCAUGGGUCAGACUGCUCAACGAUACUCCACAUUGAUACAAGAUCUGAAAGACGGUUCUGAUCCAGAUGAUGCAUUUUCAACAGUUCCCUACGAAAAAGGGUUUAACUUGUUGUUCCAUCUUGAGCAAGUGUUAGGGGGGACUUCAGUAUUCGACCCCUUCAUUCCAUAUUACUUCAGCAAAUACAAGUACAAAUCACUUGACUCGUAUCAGUUCUUGGAUACCCUUUAUGAGUUUUUCUCAGAUAAACAUGAAAUUUUAGACAAAGUUGACUGGGAAACUUGGUUGUACAAGUUUGGAUUACCACCAAAGCCAAAGUUUGAUACCUCGCUAGUUGAUGAAUGCUAUGAUUUAGCUGCCAAAUGGGUUGAUGUCACCAAGAAGGAUAGCAAAGAUCUUUUGAAGAAAACUUUCAGCUCAGAUGAUAUUUCUAAUUUCACGGGUAACCAAACUAACGUCUUCCUUGAUACUUUAGUAUCUUAUCAAGGAGUGGAAGGUUUCCUGUGGAAUUCCAAAGAAGGGGAACAAGCUUUGACGUUUAUGAGAGAGAGCUAUAGCGUUUAUGACGACUCCAAGAAUGCAGAAGUCAUUUUCCGCUGGUACAGACUACAAUUAACAGGGAGAAGCAAGCAGUACUACCAGCGUCUGGCCGAUUGGCUGGGAACAAUCGGACGAAUGAAAUUUGUUCGACCAUCUUAUCGAAUGCUCAACGAUGUGGACCCUCAACUGGCCAAGGACACAUUCUUGAAGUUUGAGCCAAUCUACCAUCCGAUCUGUCGAUCAAUGAUCCGCAAGGACUUACACUUGUAG